Colletotrichum spaethianum is the source of this 387-nucleotide messenger RNA. Its product is annotated as putative glucan 1,3-beta-glucosidase D. Gene Ontology annotation, cellular component: RSC-type complex. Gene Ontology annotation, molecular function: protein binding. The record is from RefSeq and is a predicted model, not a curated record. The coding region runs from base 1 to 387 and encodes 128 amino acids. The transcript has 2 exons. NCBI's taxonomy places the organism in Eukaryota, Fungi, Ascomycota, Sordariomycetes, Glomerellales, Glomerellaceae. Gene Ontology annotation, biological process: chromatin remodeling.
AUGAAGCAGAUCGAGCAAAAGAUCAAGAAGCAGCAAUACUAUAGCCUUGGUGACAUGCGCAAGGAUGUCGAUCUUAUGUUCAGCAACUGUCAAACGUACAACGAAGAGGCAUCGCUUCUGUACCAGGAUUCCCUCACCCUUCAGAAAUACUUCCACGAGGAGUUGCAGAAGGAGCUUAAGAAGCACCCGGAGUUGCAAGAGCUCGAGGGCGGCGACGGUGCCAAAGAGACUUCUGUGGCACCCAGUGCAAGUGCGAGCGUCGGAACGCCCCAACCCGUAACAUCUGCCACGAGAAUCAAGUUGAUCUCUUCGACUUCCAACGGCGCCAAAGAAGCGAAUGGAGGAAGCAACGGGGGAAGCAACGGUGCUCAGAGCGACCAGGAGUAG